Molecule: messenger RNA, 2381 nt
Organism: Musa acuminata AAA Group (dessert banana)
Lineage: Eukaryota; Viridiplantae; Streptophyta; Magnoliopsida; Zingiberales; Musaceae
Exons: 2
Coding region: 15-797 (260 amino acids)
Source: RefSeq, a predicted model, not a curated record
UCAUCAGCAGCGGCAUGGCGUUGCAGACGCCCAAAAAGCUACUUCAGCUGAAGCUCCUGGUCCACCAGAACUCCGGCCAAGUCCUCUACGCCGAGGCCGGCAAGGACUUCGUCGACUUCCUCUUCGGGUUGCUCGGCGUGCCCCUCGGCCACGCCGCCCGCCUGCUCACGGAGGACCACAUGGCCGGCUGCCUCCCCACGCUCUGCAAGAGCUUCCACGAGCUCGAGGACGGCUACUUCGUGCACCCCGCCGACGACCGCGACGCCGUCUUCGUCCCCGACGCCUCCUCGCCCGCCUUCGACAUCCUGCGCAGCAGCAGCCCCUCUCCGCCCCAGACCGCCAAGAUCUACUACCGCUGCUCCGGCGCGGACACCAGCCACUACUACUUCGACAACUACAACAGCUGCUACGGGAACUACGGCCACGUGACCGACGUCUACGGGACGCCAUGUCCGUCGUGCGAGAAGGAGAUGACGACCGAGAUGAGGUUCGUGCCGGGCAGGAGGGACGUGAAGGGCAAGCAGGUGGCGGCCAUGGAAGCUGCGGGUGGGGGUUACGUCAAGGGGGUGCUCACGUACAUGGUGAUGGACAACUUGGCCGUCAUGCCCAUGUCCACCAUCUCCGCCGUCACUCUCCUCAACAGGUUCCACGUUACGGACCUCAAGUCCCUGAGCGAGUGGAAGGUAGAGGUGGGGAAGAAAGAGGGUUCGGAGCUGCUGAAGGCGUCGUUGCGGUCGAAGACUGUUCUCACGGAUGUGUUUGUGAGGAAAUGGAAGAGAGGGGUUUUGGUGGAGUGAAACAACAGAAGCUUGCAUGCAGCUCAAAGACUAUUCCCAACAAAAGCAUAUUUUUAGAUCUCUCACACACCAAUCACAAAUUUUUAGUUCUAUAUAUAUAUAUAUAUAUAUAUAUAUAUAAAGAUAUUUUACUGGAAAAAAAAAUUACUAUUAACUUUUUACUGGUUUGCACCCCGCAUAUUUAUUUUUACAUGUUUUCUUAUAAAUAAUAAAAAAAUUUGUGAACCAACUCAAUUGAUAUUGAGAAAAUCAAUGAGGUUUUAUGAUUAAGCAUAACUUAAGUAUAACUUAGUUUAAUUUCGAGUGAAACUGACACUAAACUAAUCCAAAUUUUAAUAAAAUAACUAGAACAUAAAUCCUAGAUUGAUUAAAAUUUUUAUUUUUAAUAAUUUAUGAUGAUUAUUAUCAAAAUUUAAAAUUUUUUGAAUCGAUAAUGUGAUCAAGUGUAACUUUAUCGAAUUAUACUAAACCAACUCAUACUUCUAGAAAACCACUAAGGCAUGAUUCUAAGAUGAUUAUCACUAUUUUUAAAUAAAAAAUUUAUGAUAAGUAAUUAUCAAAAUUAGAUUUUUUUUUGAAUAUAUUCUCUAAUAGAGUAUAUCUCGUUUCGAUUUCGAGUGUAACUUAGUCAACUUCUACUAAGCCAACUUAAACUUCUACUAAACUACAUAAUCAUGAUUCUAAGACGAUUAAUAUUAUUUUUAUAAAAUUUUAUAAUGAUUAAUUAUUAAAAUUAAUUUUUUUUAAUAAAUUCUAAUCGUAACUUAGUUCAAUUUCAAGUAUAACUUUGUAAACUUCCACUAAGCCAAUCCAAAUUUUCAUACAAUCAUUAGAAAAUAAUUUUAAAAUAAUAAUAAUAAUAAUAAUAAUAAUUUUUUAUAAAAAAAAUAUUUUUAUGAUAAUUAAUUAUCAAAAUUAAAGAUUUUUUUAAUAGAUUCUAGGAUUGAUCAUAACUUAAUUAUAUUUGAGUAUAACUUGGUAAACUUUCUGCAAACCAACUCAAAAUCUAAGGUUAUAAUAACUGUUUGUUGAGGUAGAUCAUUUCCUUUGCUAAGCCAUAAACCAUGAUUUGAUCUUGGGAGUCAUUUUUACACAAAUGAAAUCAAUGAACAUUCAUAAUACUCAUCCUUACAUUUUUCUCAAAGAUUUAAAUCCUAUUAUUGAGAAAACUUUUUAAAAAAACGAUCAUGAGAAUAUAAGGAAUUUUCUAAAGCAAAUAUCAAAGAAUCUACGAUACAUAAGAAGGUGCUUAUACAUGUAAUGUAUUACUGUAUCAGAAACAUCAUGUUAUUAUCUGUUGACAAGAAUGGAAGCCUAAAUUAGAGAGCUUGACAACAGUAAAAAAAAGAAGAUGCACAGAAACAUGAUGUGUGUUUGACGAGGUGGUGGAUAAUAUUUGACUCGUCCUAUCAACAUCUCCAGAAGGAAAAAGAAAAAAGAAGAGAAGAAGAUGAACAUGAUGUGCUUUUUUGUCGACGUUGUGGAUAAUAUUUGGCUCGUACUAUCAACAUCUUAAUAAUAAAACAUCUUUACCUUUUAAAUUUAUUGAGAUUGUCAAGUAUUUUAAUCGAUCGGGAUAAAAAA